ACAAUUUGAAAUUUUAUCACUUAACUAAUUGGCUUGUAGACAUAAGAUAAAUGUGUCACAAGUCAAAGUCAGAGACUCGUCUGAACUGCGUCUGGGCGACCCGGAGCUCAGUUUUCAGGGGCACAAGCAAUUGCAGCAUAAGUAAAUAACCAUUCUAGAUUAGAUAUGCAAGUGACAGUAAAUCACACAAGCAAAUAAACUGGCGAGUCAAGUGAAUAAUGAGCUGCAAAAUAAAUCUUUUGUUACGCCAAUUUAUUGCGGAAACUUGUUCGUUAUAUUUGCAUUAUUGGAGCGGGACGGGGUUUGAGAUAUUCUGCGACGAUGAAUGGAAAUUAUCACUUGUCGGCACCAUAAACAAUCUGGGACAAUUCUUUGGCAUACCGCUCGGAGGUUUUGUGGCCGAUCGUUAUGGUCGCAGCUUUUCCAUUGCCUUGGGCGGAAUUUUGGGCGCCGUGUUGGGCAUUGUGCGCUCCUAUUCACCCAACUAUAUUUGCUUCCUUGUUUUUGAGUUUUUGGACAACAUGACCAGCAGCACCCUGUACUCAACGUGCUUUGUGAUUGGCAUUGAGCUGGUGGGCCCAAAGCGUCGUGUGCUCGCCUGCAGUGUGAUAACCAUUUUCUAUGCCAUCGGCGAAGUGUCCCUGGCCAUGUUCGCGAAGGCCUUUCCGCACUGGCGCACUCUGCUGCGAAUUGCCUACACGCCUUCGCUGAUUCUGCUCGCCUACUUCUGGAUUUUGCCCGAGAGCGUGCGCUGGUUGCUAAGUGUCGGCAAGGAGGAGCGAGCUCGGGGCAUUCUACGCCGAGCGGCCAGGGUGAAUAAGCGCAAGCUGUCGGAGAGUGCAUUGGACAAAUUGGUCAUAGCCAAUCGGGAUAAGCUCCAGCAGUCCGACGAGAGUAAAUUUCCCAUUCGUGAGGCCUUCAGCAAUUUUAAGUGGCGCAUUGCCAAUUGCUCCUUGUGCUGGAUUGUCCAUGUGCUGGUCUACUAUGGGCUCAGCUUGAACGUGGUGCUUUUGGAUGGCAAUAAGUACAACAACUUUGCUUUUAUUGCACUGGUGGAGAUUCCGGGCUUCUUUAUGCCACUUCUGAUCAUGGAUCGCUUUGGCAGACGCUACUCCCUGUGUGGUCUUAUGCUGUUCAGUGGCCUCUGUUGCAUUGGCACCAUUUUCGCCGGAGGCGAUCAACAAGUCUUGCAGCUGGUGCUCUUCCUGGUCGGUAAGCUGACCAUCACGGCUAGCUUCCAGGUGCUCUAUUUCUUCGCUUCAGAAAUCUUUCCCACUAAUCUGAGGAACAGCUUGUUGAGCUUUUGCUCCAUGAUGGGCAGAUUUGGUUCCAUGUUGGCGCCGCAGACGCCGCUAUUGGCCAAGUAUUAUACAAAUGCUCCAGCCAUUCUCUUCGCUUGCGCUGCCAUAUUUAGCGGAUGCCUGACUCUGUUCUUUCCCGAAACCACAAACCUUGUGUUGCCCACAACGGUCAAGGAAGCGGAUGCCAUUGGCUUCAAGAAGAAACCGCCAAAGGAUCAGAAUAUCAACGUUCCCGCAUAAUAGGCUCAAUUAAAUCUACAGACAAACUAAUUUUAAGACAACCACGAGACAGUUCAAAGACACAACUUUGCAUUAUAUAUCACUAAAUGCAGCAUAUAUUUACAUAUGUGCUCUACAUAUUUUUUUUCUCUUUAAAUAUAUUAUUUAUUUAUAAGCAACUUUUGAAUAGUAAUAAAUUAUAGCAUUGCAUGCUCCUGUGAGAGCCGAACAAUAAUAUCUGCAUACAAUAAUACUUGUCCUGACUACUUUAAGAUUAGGAUAAAUUUAAGUUUGACAUAGGUUUUCAUUAUAUUAAUUGUACUAAAUCCUUACGGAUCGUUUGACGCACGAUCCUGCGAGUCAAAAAGUGUGCUCAUACCAGAUCCUUAAGGAUUUCGCCGAGUUAUAGCCAAAAAUCUAUAUCCUUCUUAUAUAAAAAUAGCUCUAAGUGAGCAACAGAUAUAUUUGUCUGUAAAGAAGAAGGAUGUUGAUUGGCGUUAUCCUUGCGGAUGACAAGGACUAUAAUCUGUCCAAAGGGCAUUUUAAUCGUCCUUAUAGUUUCUGAGAUAUGUUAUUUUUUAAGUCACCUCAAGGACCAUCUUGAUGUCCUUUGGCCAACGUGCAGUCCUUGUCUUGCCAUUUUAGAAUAUGUAAUAAAAAGGACGAAAGUCCUUCAAGUAGCUGUGGAGAGGAGAUUUUUGUCUGUAAAGAAAGAAGGCUGUAGAUCGCCAGUAUCCUUGCGAAUCAUGAUGUUCUUUUACCAACCGAUAGUCCUCAUCCUCUCGAUUCAAAAUACCCAAUAAAAAGGACGAAAGUCCUUCAGACAGCCUAGAUAUUAGUACAAUUCUUUUGUAACUUACUAAAGCUAUAGCUUCGCCAAAUCCCUGCGGAUCCUAGCUAUUCAUAUGUCAAACAAAUCAUAUAAACAAGGACCACAAACUGUCCAAAGGACAUCAGAAUCGCCCUUGGUUUAGCUGAGUUAUGGCUAAUUUUCUAAAAAGGACAUUUUUCAAAUAGCCAUAACCCGGCAGAAUCCUUAAGGAUAACUGAAGGAUAUACCUUUUAAGGCUCGUAGUAAGUAGGACUAUCGAUUGGCAUUCAAGGAUUUCCAGAAUUCGACAAAAAAUUUCAUCGAAAUUUAUUCAAGGGGGUUAGUCGCAAAAGUGGCCAAAAUCGAAAAUAUCCGGUCUAACUUUGCCAUUUGAAGGACUAUAUGGAUGUCCUUUGGCCAGCAGAUAGUCCUCACCCUCCCAUUAAAGAAUUAACAACCCAAAGGACAAAAGUCCUUCAGACAAAAAAGUUUUAAGGACAAUUUUGUAUACCUAAAAUAGGCCAUAGCUCAGCUGUAUCCUUGUGUAUCCUUGCGACUCAUGUGUCAAAAAAAUUGUAUUAACCAGGACUACAAGCUGGCCAAAUUUCAU
This is a messenger RNA of Drosophila virilis, 2941 nucleotides long. RefSeq names its product SLC22A family member (gene SLC22A). Gene Ontology annotation, molecular function: transmembrane transporter activity. Gene Ontology annotation, cellular component: membrane. Gene Ontology annotation, biological process: transmembrane transport. The record is from RefSeq and is a predicted model, not a curated record. NCBI's taxonomy places the organism in Eukaryota, Metazoa, Arthropoda, Insecta, Diptera, Drosophilidae.